This is a messenger RNA of Hibiscus syriacus, 1069 nucleotides long. RefSeq names its product transmembrane protein 18-like. NCBI's taxonomy places the organism in Eukaryota, Viridiplantae, Streptophyta, Magnoliopsida, Malvales, Malvaceae. The transcript is spliced from 4 exons. Bases 267 to 761 code for a protein of 164 amino acids. The record is from RefSeq and is a predicted model, not a curated record. Gene Ontology annotation, cellular component: nuclear membrane.
UAUAGGGACUUGUACCAGAAUUUAAGCCCAAAUAAACAAUGAAGCAAAUAUUUCGCAAAUUCAUCAUAAAACCCAGAAAAUCCCGCAAUUCUUCAUCCUUUCUCUCGGCUACCGUUCUUCUACGUAAGUCGAGAGAGAAACUGCAAAGUAUAUAUAAAACCAAAGACUCCGCUGUCCGCCGAUCUCGUUUUCCAUUUACUGACCGUUUGAUGUACGUAAUAUUUGUUUUGAGCUUUUGAGAUCUGAAUCUGAUAAAAAAAGAAGGCAUGGAAGAGUUGAGAUCAGCUAUGGAGGGGCACAUGGAAUUAAUGUCGGAUCUAGUUCAAAAGCUAUCGUCGGAGAUCCGAUCUGGUAUCCGACCCGCUUACGAUAACUUCAUCGGUUUCUUCCACGCCAUCGACUGGAAGGAACCAUGGUUGAUGUCCUUACUGGCAUUCCAUGUUGUCUUACUGAUAACAACAAUCUUCUCCAGGAAGAAUACUAAUUUCCAGAUGUGUCUGUUCCUUCUGACAUUGCUUGGUGUAUAUUUUGCCGAGUCACUGAAUAGAUUACUUGGUGACAACUGGAAGAAAUUUGCAACCCAAAACUAUUUUGAACCAAGUGGACUUUUCUUAUCGGUGCUCUGGUCCGGACCUCUUCUCACUAUUGCCAUCAUCAUCUUGGUCAAUAAACACUCUGUUUUGCAGUGUUACCUAAUAGUUCGUUGGAAAAAGGCCGAACUCAGACACCGUGCAAGGCUUUCCCGCAACAAGCAGGACUGAAAUGGGCUGGUGGUGCAUUGCUGCCCUCUCCUAGUUCAAUAGCAUGUGCAUUUAUCAACUGCAUAAGGAAAAUCGGGACUGAGAAAGAGGAUGAGAAGCUGGAAAUUGGUGACAAGAAAAAGAUGGCAGAAAGCCGAUUCGAAGAAUCCGGAGAUUAGCUUGGCUGGUUCAUGCAGCCGAAACAUACCUAUUCAAAGGAGUUGGUUUUAACACCAAUAUAGACAAAUAUUUCCGUCAACUUUCAUUUUAGUACUACUUUUCAUUCAAUUUGGGUUUUAAAGUCAUUUUUGUUCGGGUCAAUUUCGAGU